AUGCUUCCGUAUCUCUUCGACCGCUUCUAUGACAUUGAAGCCUUUGUAGAAUUUGGCAUGAAGCUGAAAAGUUGGAACGUGGAAAGGAAGAACAGGUUCCAGGGCCAAACGGAAUGGUACCGAGAGCACAACAUAAAGCGAUACCGUGUGGGUCUUGCACAUUACCAAGGAGUCCCCUUGGAAGCGGUUGACUUCAGCGGCUCGAUCCUCAACUACGACGGUCUGGGCUGCUUGGUUCACCUGAAAGCACUGAAACAUCUGGAUCUCAGCCGCUGCCCCAAAUUGGAUGAUUGGAGUCUGAGUCGACUGCACGUCUUCCAGGACACGCUGCAGGAGCUGUCCCUCGCUGGCUGUCCCCAGGUCACCGAGAGGGGGCUGGCUUGCCUCCACCAUUUGAAGAGCCUCAGACGCCUGGAUGUCUCCGACCUCUCUGUCCCCAACAAAGGUUUAGUUCGGAUCUUGCUCGAGGAGAUGUUACCCGAGUGUGAGGUUGUCGGGAUCCGCUACGAUGAUGAACUUGCUCUGUGUGACGAACCUGACGCUCACCAAGGUCAAAUAGAGAAGUUGCCGGGAGAUGGCUCUGUCCGGAAAGCUACUGAGAUCCCUACGUGAAUGGGACAGCUGUAGGAUUUCAGAGAUAUUUUUUCCCCUCCCCUCUCCACCCUCUGGAUCCCUCUGAUCACUCUCGGCACUCAAGUUGACUCAAGGAAAACAAAAAGUAUGUUUGUUCUAAACUACGCCUGGAUUUCUAUAAGUUAUUAUUCCUGGUAGUCACCCUUGUAAUAAAUGGAACCUACACGUUCAGAGACA
This is a messenger RNA of Sphaerodactylus townsendi, 810 nucleotides long. RefSeq names its product distal membrane-arm assembly complex protein 2-like. The record is from RefSeq and is a predicted model, not a curated record. Bases 1 to 612 code for a protein of 203 amino acids. NCBI's taxonomy places the organism in Eukaryota, Metazoa, Chordata, Lepidosauria, Squamata, Sphaerodactylidae. The transcript is spliced from 4 exons.